GCGUGUUUUGUGUUCGCCGUGUUAGAGACAUAACUGGAUAAGGCGAGGCUUUUCAACUAGGGAUAAGGUUCUUCACUGUCGUUUAUUCCAUUUCUAUGAGCGCAUUCUGCUCCAGCGAGACCGUAAUUUUCUAUUUCGUUCUGGGGACUGAACAUUGUAGAACAGGAAGACCAGUUGCAAUGUUAGCCCUGGCGACGUGUGCAUCUACCCCAACAGCAACUGCAGUAAGCUUCGGGGGCGUGCCUGCACACCAUAUUUUCAAAGCACCACUGGGUUUGGUUGGCUCGUCUAAUUGUUCACUUCUUCGGUCUCACAGGCUGACCAUCACCACCGUCACUGCCACUGCCAAGACCGUCGGAAUAAACUCCGUCGACCCAGCGGUCGCAGCCCUCGACUCCGAAGCCCUCAAUUCCACAUAUCCCGCCGGCAAGCGGUCAGCCCACAAAAAGUAUUAUUUUGUUGUUGCAAAUGCAACAUUCAUGCUGGACGAAGAAGAGCAUUUCAAGGAGCUAUUGUUUGAACGGCUCCGGAACUAUAGAGAGCGGAGCAAAGAACAGGAUUUCUGGCUUGUGAUUGAGCCCAAGUUCCUCAAUAAAUUUCCUGACAUUACUAGGAGAUUACGAAGACCUGCUGUUGCUCUGGUUUCAACCAAUGGUCCAUGGAUCACAAGGUAGACCAUGAGGAAUUGAAAAAUUACAAGAACCGCAGGGUUGGAGACUUUUAAAAGGGUUGUGAUUGGAAGCUUCGACCACGCGGUUGAACACAUUGGCUGGAUGCCUGAAGAUUAGAUUGCCUUAUGGAGGGUUUAUGGAAAGACAAUAGAAGGGAUGAUUGUCUUCUCAUCCAAUAUUAGAUUGCCACAUUAACUGGACCUUUUCCUUCUGCCCUUCCUUGGGAGGCUAGAAAUGGAAACUCAAGACAAUUUUCUAGUAUGAAGCGUGAUGUCAAGAUUCCCCUUUAAAGGACAUAAUGACACAUUAUUUUGGGCUGUUUAGGUCUUUUUUGUUUGCCUGUUCAAAUCAACAUCUGUUUGUAAAAUUUGUGGAUGGCAUUUACCUUCAGUCACUUCUGAUCCUUCCUACACCUACUUCAUAGGUUGCUUCCUUCUAGAGCUCUUCUGUUGAACAACUUCUAUUUCUGCUAAUCAAUGAAAAGGAGACACUCAAAAGGAAAAGGACGGUGGGUGUUGUGUCCCCCUCAGCUGUGUGCUUGCAUGCAAGUUGUCCCAACUUCCAAAUUUCAAAUAGUGGCUACUUAAGAUAUUAUAGUUCUUCAAAUUUCUAUGAUAUUUUUACAAUAUUAUGAGGAAAAGAAAAAAAAAAAAGGAAAUUUCUUUUUCUCUCAAUAUAUAAAUAAAAGAUUAUCUCCUCACCAGCUUUACUUAUACUCGAUUUUUGGCUUGGCAGGUUCAUGAAAUUACGAUUGGACCGGGUUUUGUCAAAAAGCUAUGAUGCCGGUAAUCUAGAAGAAGCAUUGGCCUCUGAUCCUGUCAAUCUAGAGUUCAAGAGGCCAGAUAACUGGGUGGCACCCUACCCCAAGUAUGAAUUUGGAUGGUGGAAGCCUUUCUUGCCCCCAGGAUCUAAAGAAUCUAAAAUAUGACAUGUUUUUACUUUUUCCUUCUAGUCCGUGACCGCGGUCCACUUUUUUUUCGAGUAAAACAUGAUUGUUGACAUAUGCUGAUAAGAGUUUUUUUAGACCAGCGAGGGGUGAAAGAGCCAAAUCAUUGUACUAGUUGGUGUUCAUCUUUUAAAAGUUAAAAAGAAGGGUUUGAUUCUUUAGGUGUUGAA
Molecule: messenger RNA, 1787 nt
Organism: Malania oleifera
Lineage: Eukaryota; Viridiplantae; Streptophyta; Magnoliopsida; Santalales; Ximeniaceae
Exons: 3
Coding region: 96-674 (192 amino acids)
Source: RefSeq, a predicted model, not a curated record